AUGGCACACUCCCACUCCCACGACGGCUCGGCACCUCACUCCCACUCCCAUGAUGGCAGCACCUUCAACGCUCAGGAGCACGGCCACAGCCACGAGAUCCUCACGGGGCCCGGCAGCUAUCUCGGUCGCGAGAUGCCCAUAGUCGAAGGCCGUGACUUUUCCGAGCGUGCCUUUACCAUUGGCAUUGGCGGCCCGGUCGGCUCGGGCAAGACGGCCCUGAUGCUUGCGCUCUGCCUCGCGCUGCGCGACACGCACUCCCUCGCGGCCGUGACCAACGACAUCUUCACGCGGGAGGACGCCGAGUUCCUGACGCGCAACAAGGCGCUGCCCCCGUCUCGCAUCCGCGCCAUCGAGACGGGCGGCUGCCCGCACGCCGCCGUGCGCGAGGACAUAUCCGCCAACCUGGCCUGCCUCGAGGACCUGCACCGGACCUUUGGCGGCGUCGAUCUGCUCCUGAUCGAGAGCGGCGGCGACAACCUGGCCGCCAACUACAGCCGCGAGCUGGCCGAUUUUAUCAUCUAUGUCAUUGACGUCUCGGGCGGCGACAAGAUCCCACGCAAGGGCGGGCCCGGCAUCACGCAGAGCGAUCUGCUGGUCGUCAACAAGACGGACCUGGCCGAGAUUGUCGGCGCCGACCUGGGCGUCAUGGAGAGGGACGCGAGGAAGAUGAGGGAGGGCGGCCCCACCGUCUUUGCACAGGUCAAGAAGUCGGUCGGCGUCGAGCACAUUGUCAACUUGAUCCUCAGCGCCUGGAAGGCGAGCGGAGCAGAGGAGGUCGCCAAGGCGAACGGUGGCCCGAGGCCUACCGAGGGGUUGGAGGAGUUGCGUGCUUCGGCUUGA
Pyricularia pennisetigena is the source of this 840-nucleotide messenger RNA. RefSeq lists its product as uncharacterized. Gene Ontology annotation, molecular function: nickel cation binding; GTPase activity. NCBI's taxonomy places the organism in Eukaryota, Fungi, Ascomycota, Sordariomycetes, Magnaporthales, Pyriculariaceae. The transcript is spliced from 2 exons. The coding region runs from base 1 to 840 and encodes 279 amino acids. The record is from RefSeq and is a predicted model, not a curated record.